This is a messenger RNA of Talpa occidentalis (Iberian mole), 598 nucleotides long. Its product is annotated as golgin subfamily A member 2-like. The record is from RefSeq and is a predicted model, not a curated record. Gene Ontology annotation, cellular component: Golgi apparatus; cis-Golgi network; Golgi cis cisterna. Gene Ontology annotation, biological process: Golgi organization. The transcript is spliced from 7 exons. The coding region runs from base 71 to 598 and encodes 175 amino acids. Lineage: Eukaryota; Metazoa; Chordata; Mammalia; Eulipotyphla; Talpidae.
CUCCUGGUUCGGACUGGAGAAAGGUCACUUUACCGAGCUCAUUCAGGAGAAAGUGGACUUACAGGACUGGAUGGAGGAGCUGGAGCAUCGAUGUAUCCAGAUGUCUGGAGAGACUGACACCAUCGGAGAAUACAUUGCUCUCUACCAGACCCAGAGAGCAGUGAUGAGGAAGGAGCACCAAGAGAAGGAGGAGUCCAUAAGCCAGCUGGCCCAGAACAAAGAGGAGAUGAAGGUGAAGCUGUUAGAGCUGCAAGAGCUGGUUUUGUGGCUGGUGGAGGUGCACAACAAAUGGCGGGUGAAGCUCCAAGCACCUGCCCAGAACCCUGCUGCUGAGCCCACUAGCGCAUGCCUAGCCCCCAAGGAGCCUGGUGCUGCCAGCGGCCAAGAUUCAGGAUAUUCUGCAGGUGCUGUGUCCCACCUUAACCGCUCCAAUGGGGUAGCACUGCCCCCAUUGGACAAGAGGAAGGUACAUCAGAACAUGGAGGUGACUGGCUCACUCCAAACGGAGCAGCACACCAACAGCGAGCUGGCCACAAAACUUGGCCAGCUGCGGGAGAAGCUGGCAGAGCUGAAGGAGCUGAGUAAGCAGGUGCUCUAG